Castor canadensis (American beaver) is the source of this 4420-nucleotide messenger RNA. NCBI's taxonomy places the organism in Eukaryota, Metazoa, Chordata, Mammalia, Rodentia, Castoridae. The record is from RefSeq and is a predicted model, not a curated record.
CUCCCCUCCAGCUUCCCACGGCUCCGCUGCCGGCUCCGCAAAGGGAACCGCCGCCGCCGCCGCCGAGUAGUUUUCCGCGCUCCUCCUUCUCCUCCUCCUUCUCCUCCUCCUCAGGGCUCCAGUCAGGCCGAUCUGCUCCGCUCACGGAAGGAAAACUGAGCUGUAGCUGCAUGUGCUGCAGAGUCACAUGGUGACAAUUUACAGAACGUCAGUGCUGCUUCUUGAUGGGUGACAACCCUUUUCAACCAAAAAAAUCAGAUAAUUCAAAAAUGGCAGAACUCUUUAUGGAAUGUGAAGAAGAAGAGCUGGAACCAUGGCAGAAGAAAGUAAAAGAAGUUGAGGAUGAUGAUGAUGAUGAGCCAAUCUUUGUUGGAGAGAUAACAAGUUCAAAACCAGCAAUUUCAAAUAUUUUGAACAGAGUCAACCCCAGCUCAUAUUCAAGGGGGAUAAAGAAUGGUGCACUCAGUCGAGGUGUUAGUGCUGCAUUCAAGCCUACAAGUCAACACUACACGAACCCAACGUCAAAUCCAGUGACUGCCUUGCCAGCAAAUUUUCAUCCUGAAUCUAGAUCUCCAGAUAGCUCUGUUAUUGUUCCGCCUUUUUCUAAACCUGGUUACAUAACAAACUCUUCACGAGUUGUAUCAAAUAAUUCUUCAGAGUUACUGUUUGACUUGACUCAGGACACAGCAUUAUCACAUUACCAAGGAAGACCAGCACUUUCUGUAUCAGGUAUGAAUGAAAGUUUGUUUUUAUCAAAACGUCCUUCUGCUUCUGAAGUAAACAGUGUUAAUCCAAAAAAGCCUAAGCCCAGUGAAAAUGUUUCUGGAACAAAUUCCUCGGCUGUAUUCCCAUUAGUUAAAUCUCCUUCACUGACAUCUCCCCAGGCUAUGCCAUCAAAAGGUGCAAAUACCUCAUCUAAAGAUGGAAUAACUUUUCCAAGGGCUUGUCCAAAGUGCAAUAUUCAUUUCAAUCUUUUGGAUCCUCUGAAAAAUCACAUGAAGUAUUGUUGUCCGGACAUGAUAAAUGAGUUUUUGGGAUUCGGUAAAACAGAAAUUUCAAAUGCAACUCAAGUGGUUGACUCAGAGAAAGGAAAAUUGAUUAUGUUAGUAAAUGACUUUUAUUAUGGAAAACAUGAAGGAGAUGUCCAGGAAGAACAGAAGACUCAUACAACCUUUAAAUGCUUCAGUUGCUUGAAAAUUCUGAAAAAUAACAUUAGGUUUAUGAACCACAUGAAACACCAUUUGGAACUUGAGAAGCAGAGCAGUGAGAGCUGGGAAAACCACACCACCUGCCAGCACUGCUACCGCCAGUUUCCCACUCCCUUCCAGCUGCAGUGCCACAUUGAGAGCACACACACUCCUCAUGAGUUUUCUACCAUUUGUAAAAUCUGUGAAUUAUCAUUUGAAACAGAACAUAUUCUUUUACAACAUAUGAAGGACAAUCAUAAACCCGGUGAAAUGCCAUAUGUCUGCCAGGUUUGCAAUUACAGAUCAUCAUCAUUUUCUGAUGUAGAAACUCAUUUUAAAACAUCCCAUGAGAACACUAAGAAUUUGCUUUGUCCAUUUUGUCUCAAAGUUAUUAAGAUUGCAACACCCUACAUGCAUCAUUAUAUGAAGCAUCAGAAAAAAGGUAUACAUCGUUGUACAAAAUGCAGACUGCAGUUUUUGACAUGCAAGGAGAAAAUGGAUCACAAGACUCAGCAUCAUCGAACAUUUAUAAAACCUAAACAAUUAGAAGGAUUGCCUCCUGGAACAAAAGUUACUAUUCGAGCUUCAGUUGCGCCUCUUCAGUCACCAUCUUCAGCUAUACCUUCCAUUAGCACAAGCACUUCCGUCCCUCAGCUCUCACCUCCAAGGACUGAAAAUAUAACUACUAAAAAUCCUACAAAAUUGAAUACAAGUAAACCUAAUACAACCAAAUCUGAUGCAAGUAAACCUAAUGAGAAUAAGCCUACUGGAAAUAAAUCUAAAUGCAAAUCAAAAAUCUCUAAUAUGCAAAAGAAAGACAGCACAUUGACUAAUAGCAAUAAAAAAAGUAAAAUCAACACAGCAUUGAGGAACUUAAGGUACCGCCGGGGCGUUCACAAGUGCAUUGAGUGUUGUUCCGAAAUAAAAGAUUUUGCAAACCAUUUUCCUACAUAUGUGCGCUGUAGUUUUUGCAGAUAUAACACUAGCUGUAGCAAAGGCUAUGUAAAUCAUAUGAUGAGCUUUCAUAGUAACCGUCCAAGUAAAAGGUUUUGUUUAUUUAAGAAGCAUUCAGAAAAUCUCAGGGGCAUUACUCUAGUGUGCCUUAAUUGUGAUUUCCUAACUGAUGUUUCUGGCUUAGAUAAUAUGGCUACACACUUAAGUCUACAUGAAACCCAUGCUUGCCAAGUUAUAAUGGAGAAAGGUAUGUAUAUAUGGCUGUGCUAUUUUGGAUUUUUUGAUCCCUUAUUUUUUGGUCAGCCACAAUAUGGGCUCUUUACUAAAUCAUUUUCUCACUCAUCAUGGUUCAUAUACUCUUGUAAAUGUAAAACUUUUCUUCUAAUUUCAGUUUCUGUUUGUAUCCCAACUUCUGAACAUCUUUCUGAAUUAAAAAAUGAAUCUACCACUAAGGAACAAGAACCCGUGUGUAAGGAAAUUGCAAGACAUAAUAUGACUGAAGGAGAAACAAAAACACCAAGUUCUGAAAGUAAACAAAACGAAGCUUCUUCAGAAGAAAAAAAUGGAUGUGAUGCAAAUUUAUUUGAAGGUUCAUCAGCAACAAAAAGUAAAGAAAACAUAACAAUUUCACAUAAUGAAAAUGACACCUGUCCUGCAGACCAGGAAACUAGCUCAAAGAAAAUCUUCAGUGAUGAUUCAAGUAUUGGUACAGAUAAAAUGGAAAAGGAAAAACAAAUAAAGCACAUUUGUCAAGCAAUGGAAUUGAAGGGCCAAAGUUCAGCAGGUAUAAUUUUGGGUGAUCAGAUUAAAGAUCACAACUCCAGUGAAACUAGGUUUUCUUUGAAGAAUAAUAAUGAUUUGCUAUUGACAUCAGAUAAGGUUAGCGUUGAUCAAUUUUUGAGGAAAAGAGAGCCUGAAUCUCUUAGUUCCGAUGUUAGUGAGCAAGACAGAAUUCUUUUGGAGCCUUUGACACCAUCAGAAGUACUUGAGUAUGAAGCCACAGAGAUUCUUCAGAAAGGAAGUGGUGAUCCUUCAGCCAAGACUGAUGACGAAGUGUCUGAUCAAACAGAUGCCAUUGCUGGAGAAAUCAGUCCUCACACAAUAGAGACAACAGUAGAGCUGGCAGAUAAAGAAGUUGAAAUUAUUUCGUCAUCCUAAGCUUUAGUAUACCAACACAAAGAGCAUUUGGAUCAGUGUUGUCCAGUGAGCUCAGUAGUAAUGGGGUAGAGUUCAGCAACAGAAAAAUGUGAGGGAGGUCACUAUACUUUACCCGUGUACUCAGGCUGUUACUAAACAAACCAGUUCAGUAUGACUAGUAUGGAUUUCUAAGUGUUCCACAACAUGAACAGAAUUUUAAUGAAGGCAGUUUGCCAACAAAAGGUUUUCAUUUUGAAGAAAUGGGACUUGGUUGCUGAUAGGAGUUGAUUUUAAGAAUAUUAGUUACACUGAUAAAAGUUUUCCAACUUUCCUCAGUUCUAAGCUUAAAAUCCUUAUUACUUAUAUAUUCUUUUCAGUUAACUUACAGGAAGAGAUGUAGAAACCGUGAACCUUCUGGGAAUAAUUGCUUUAAAAUAAUGGCUGAUUCAUAUCGUUACCAAAUGAAGGCUUUGAGUAUGAUGCUGGUAAACCGAGCAUGCUCAGGAUGCUAAAUUGAUCUGAUGAGAACUUGGGUGACCAUAAAGUUAAUUUUGACUUUAAUGCAACAUUCCAGUCUAUCAGAAGCAUGUAAGCUGAAUAUUUGAAUCUGUGUACCUCCAUACAGGUGUUAGCCUGCCAGGGUGUAAGCUUACCUUGAAUUAAACUUUCAGUGAAAGUGGCUAAGUAAAAUUAAAUUUAUAUUUGUGCUUUUGGUCAGUAUAUAAACUGUGCAGAAAUCCCUUGAUGUACUAGUUAUAUAAAGUAGAAACCCAUUGUUGAAAUUGCAGUAGCUACUAUGCUUUUAAUAUUGUUUUAACAAUCUUAGGAAUAGGCCCAUAAAAAUGGUUUGGAAUCCAAACCAAAACAUGGUAGAAUGUAGAUAUUGUAAAGUAGUAAACUGAAAACAUGUCCUGGCAUGUAUUCAGCUAUGUUUAAAUGACUUGACUUUAAUUAUAAAAUAGAAAACUUCAAAUAGAACCUAAAGCAGUCAUGUAAAAAACUUAGUUUGGGGAAUUUAGCCUAAUAUAUCCGUAAGUUCACUGCUAAAUUGAUUUUUUCAUUCUUUAUCAUCUAGAAGAUAAUAGAUAUAGAAAUAAUAUGAAGAACAGUAGUUUGCUUUGAAGUACUAGUGAACUUUUAUU